Molecule: messenger RNA, 642 nt
Organism: Humulus lupulus (European hop)
Lineage: Eukaryota; Viridiplantae; Streptophyta; Magnoliopsida; Rosales; Cannabaceae
Exons: 3
Coding region: 1-642 (213 amino acids)
Source: RefSeq, a predicted model, not a curated record
AUGUUUAAUGGGAGUUUGCAUGGGUUCUUUGUAGCUAAGCGGGGUCUUCGUCAAGGAGACCCAACGUCUCCUCUUCUUUUUGUCUUGGGCAUGGAAUAUUUAUCAAGAGUGAUGAUGAAGGUUGGGGAGAAAGAAGAUUUUAAGUUCCAUGAAAGAUGUGAACAACUAAAAUUGAAUCAUCUUUGCUUUGCGGUUGAUGUCUUGCUUUUCUGUCAUGGUGAUUUUAAAUCGAUUUACCAUAUGCUUCAAGGUCUCAAACUUUUAUCUCAAACAUCGGGUCUACAACCAAGUGAUUCCAAAUCUGAACUUUAUUGUUGCAACAUGGCUGAAAGUGAAGUUCAAAGAGUGGUGGAUGCCUCAGAUGGUGCAAAGAAUCAAAGUGUGGAGUUCAAGGAACUUGUCUUAUGCAGGUCGGGCAACAUUGGGGUGGACUCAAGCGGUUUAGGAUUAGUAGAUUGGGAGGAUUUGUGUAAGACCAAAAAAGAAGGUGGGUUGGGGUUAAGAAGAAUCAAAGAAUGGAAUGAGGCGGCGAUAGGCAAAUAUGUUUGGGCUAUUGAGUCUAAACAGGACACAUUAUGGGGAAGCGUGAUAGCCGUCAAAAGUUUGCUUGGGAAGCAAAAAGGCAUGAUUGGACGUGGAUAG